Molecule: messenger RNA, 867 nt
Organism: Dothidotthia symphoricarpi CBS 119687
Lineage: Eukaryota; Fungi; Ascomycota; Dothideomycetes; Pleosporales; Dothidotthiaceae
Exons: 4
Coding region: 1-867 (288 amino acids)
Source: RefSeq, a predicted model, not a curated record
AUGGACGUCCCCGUAGCAGCAAAUGUGCUGGGAGUCUUGGGCGCUGUAUGCUGGUCGAUCCAGUUGAUACCUCAGAUCAUCAUCAACUACCGCCGACACAAUGCCACGGGACUGCAGCCCACUAUGAUGAUGCUUUGGGCCUGGGCUGGCGUGCCUCUAGGCGUGUACAACAAUGUAGAAGAGUUUAACAUAGCAUUGAGGAUACAGCCGCAGAUUCUCACGCUGUUAAGUCUAACAACUUGGAUUCAAUGUUACUACUACGAGCGGAAAUGGUCCGUCUGGCGCUCCCUCGCCCUUGUCAUCCCCGUGGCUUGUCUCAUGGGCGGAACGCAAGCGGGUCUUAUCAUCGGAGUCCGUCACGCAAAAGACAACAAUAUCACUUGGCCUGAGAAGCUUAUGGCUAUCUUGUCAGCCGUCCUGCUCGCUGCUGGUGUCCUCAGGCAUUACGUAGACAUCUACCUUCACCGCACCGUCCGAGGCAUCUCGUUCAUUUUCGUUGGUCUAGACGCAGCCGGGGACGUGUUUUCCCUCCUGUCAGUCGUCUUCCAGUCUACGUUUGAUGUUUUGGGUGCGGUGAUCUACAGCACUGAGCUGGUGUUGUGGAUUGGAAUCUUUGCGUGUGGGGCGUACUAUAACCUCAUACCUUGGAUAAAAGAGAAGCGAAACAGAGGGAAGAGCGUGGCAGCUACGAAUAGCAACGGGCGAGCCGAGGAGCAGGAAGGAAAUGCGAGGAACUUGUCUACUGGUAUUGCACUGCAUGAUCUGCCGUCAAGCACCUCGGUGUUCAGAACAAUCUCUGGAGAAAUUGAUACUGUUCGACGUAUGGGCUCAAGAAGAGGCGACGAAGAUGUGGAAAGUCCAAGGUGA